Molecule: messenger RNA, 2905 nt
Organism: Linum trigynum
Lineage: Eukaryota; Viridiplantae; Streptophyta; Magnoliopsida; Malpighiales; Linaceae
Source: the annotation of a GenBank genome assembly
CCCAAAGCCAAAUUAGGCCGAUGAUUCCUAGGCCUACUAAGCGAGUCCAUUGCUUGCUACCUUCUUCCCCAAAUCAAAAAGCUUCUCGAUCCCCUCUCUGAACUAACCUCGCCGAAUAUCCAAGCUCCAAUCCCUACGGUCAACACCCCUUUCCUUCCUCGUCAACAAAUUCCUCCUCUUCUCCAUACAACCUUCUCUUCUUUUGGAACUUAAACAAGAUUCAUUGAUAAUUCCCCAAAAACUUAUGUAACUCAUCCUGUGAUUGAAUUGCGACUUCGUUCAACGGCCGCCGACCAAUAUCCUCCUCCAGUUCAAGAUCAUCCUGAUCAACAAGUCUCUUUCAGAUGUAGAUCCAGCCUCUUUCUAGCUUCUUCCAUCAAUCCCAGCCUACGAUUCCAUCUCCUUCACCAACUCAAUAGUUACCAUCACCGAAAAUAACUCCUCAUCUCUUCCGCUCUGUCUCAUUAGAAUAUAUAUGCGAUUUUUACUUCAAAAGUCGCGCUCCAACAACUAAUAAGUCGUGAUUUACUUCAAAAGUCACGCUCCAGGACAGUAGCAGAGUACAAGGCGGAGUUUUUCAAGCUAGGCAAUCAAUGCAAGGGAGUGCCGGAGGAGACCCUGGUUGGGUUGUGCAUGGCUGGCCCAAAGCCAGAGAUAGCCGCGGCGGUUAAGGUUUUCGAACCAGACUCGCUGCGGUCUGCUUUUCGUCUUGCGGGUUAUAAAGAAGAGGAGCUGGCCAGCUGGAGGAGUACGAUUGGGCGAUUCCCGAAAGCAGGCGGAAGUGAAGGAGGUGGCAUCGGGUCGGGCGGCAGUGGGGCGAAUGCGCCCAUCGGCCCAGGGCCAUCGACAGCUGGCGCUGUCACCUCAACUCGGCAAGCUCCUAGGCCACCCCCGAAAGGAUUCGUGAGACUACCACCACAGGAGAUUGAGCAGAAGAGGAGAGAGGGAAAGUGUUUCAACUGUGACGAGAGGUUCACCGUGGGACACAAGUGCGCCAAGCCCGAUUUGAUGAUGUUGGUGGGUCGCUGGGAAGAUGAGGCAGAGGAGGAAGCAGCUGAAGAAGGACCGCCGGAAUUGGAGUAGGACCCACAACCUUGAGGGCAAGGUUAUUUUCCAAGAAGGCUGGGAUGUUAGAAACACAUUAAUUGCAGUUUUGGGUAUUUCGUAUUAUUCGUCGGUUUUUUAUAAUUGGGGGAUUAUUUAGGGAAUUCGGAAAAUAAACACGAGUCGAUUGUUAUGUUUUAUUAGUUGAGUAGGAGAUAGAAAUCAUGCGGCCUAUAUAAUUUGUAAUUAGUGGGAUUAUUUUCAUUAGGCAAUUACAGAACAAAUUACCCAACCCUAAUCUCCUCUCUCUCUUCCCUCUCCCACGUCUUCUUCUUCUCCUUUCCCUGCCAAGGCUGCCGCAGCAGCCACCCUCUCCCAACCUUCCUUGAUUCUUCAAUUCUUCUCACCUAAUUCCCUAGCCUGGUCAUUUUCUCAGUGACCUAGCCAAUUUCCCAAUCCUAUUAAUCGUUAGAAACCUGGUUUCUAACACAUGCACAUAGCCGAUGUGUUGCAUUUGGAAACACAUUAGCAAUAGCUUUCCUCAUUGCUUUAUCCCCAUCCAUGAAAACUGUACGUAGAGGAAUGUCCCCCAACAUUUCCUUCACUAUCUUCAAUGCCCAAAUAUAGGUUUCGUCAGUCUCAUUAGGCAAUAGUGCACUCCCGAAUAAGCAAGUUUUGAAGUGAUGGUUGAUACCUACAAUGUCAAACAGAAACUCGGUAAAUCAGAAUCUUUUGAACCAGCAAGAGAAAAGCUAAAAUAGUGAGGAAUAUGUAAACAAUGGUAGAGUUCAUAUAAUCAGAAACUUGUGUUACUUUUGUUUAAUGUUUUCGAACCCCAUGUUCAAGACAUUUUAUGAUAAAAUCAGAAAUUAGUAUUUGUUGUUUAUUGCUGGAUAGGAAUUAGGAAUUAGGAAUAGCUAGCAGCCUUCACAAUCCUCGAACCAAAAAAGAAGCGAAUCAUAAGUAAAAGGGGAAGGCUCAAAACCCACACAUUGCAAAAGUUAUUCGAUGUUUGUAUCUUAAUUAGCAAUUUAUGCUGAUGUUUUCUAGAUGCCAUUAUGGGUCUUCAAACAACAAAGCAAAGGCUAAUACUUAGAGGGCAUACUAGGAUGGCGUACCUGUGAAAAUGACCAGUGGCAUAUUGUAAAUGUUUUUUUGGUACGUUGUGUAAAAUGUGAGCAACUCUCCAAAACACGAAAUGUCGGCUCUGCAAAUGCUGUCAGCCCAAAAUAAAAAAUGGAGCCUUUUUUCUCAUCAGUAGUGUAUCGGAGGAGGAAGUGUCGGUCGGUGCUUUUCUUUGAUUCUAGAUAGGCGAGUGUAGUUGUUGCAUCACCCUCGCUGAUUCUCUCAGCGUGGUCUUUGGUUAUGAAAUUUAACCCAUCUUUAAUUGUAUACCCAAGUUUAUCAUGCCCUCCAGCAAAAUGUAUAGCAAGCUUAAUGGCCUGAGAAGGUUUCAUUCCAGCAUCCUUUUUAAAUCGGAGGUCUGCCUUGUCUGCUUCUGUUAAUCCUCGAUGCGACCUUAAGUAAUGUACUUGGUUCUGCUUAACUGGGUCAUGAGUGUGCUGUGGUUUAAAUAUAUCAGUAACCCACUUAUUUUUUUUCUUGUUCAAGCUCACACGAAACAUAGCCAUGCACUUAAAUAUGAUCUCCAUAGGCGAAUCCCUCUUUUGUGGACCUUUAUGUGGUUCUCUAACUCCCUGACAGGAACAAACGAAGGCUGCACUUGUUACCUCUCCCUUGACGUUCUUAACCUUCCUUGAGCGACGGACAGAAAACCCCCAACUCUUAUCAUAGUUGUUGUAGAACAAAUAUGCAUCCUUAAAAUCAUUGAAUUCCUGACUGAUAAAAGGAGAAUUCUGAA